Molecule: messenger RNA, 1410 nt
Organism: Microbotryum saponariae
Lineage: Eukaryota; Fungi; Basidiomycota; Microbotryomycetes; Microbotryales; Microbotryaceae
Source: the annotation of a GenBank genome assembly
AUGGUCUACGCCAACUACCCCAAGUUGAUGGAGAACCCGCCUUUGGUUGGUCCGUAGCCGAUUCCUGGGAGACGACGGCUUGCGGAGCUCAGAACACUGAUUCGGUUAUAGGAUUCUUGGAUCCCGGCCAGGUGUUAUCGGUGGAUCUGGCUUGUACAAGCUCGAUAACUUUACGAUCCAGCAUACGAUCGAUGUUGAUACUGUGCGUUGAACCUCAAUAUACACCGUGGAACCCAUGACCGCUGAAUAAGAGCUGAUGCUCACCUCUCUCCCGUAAAAUAGCCGUGGGGCAAGCCAUCGUCCCCCCUGACCAUCGCGACCCUCUCGCGGCCCGAUCGACCCGGCCAAGACGUCUCGGUCGCCUUCAUCGCUCGUCACUCGCCCAACCAUGCCAUCACGCCUAGUCAGGUCCCUGCGAGGGCCAACAUCGCCGCGUUGAAGCAUUUGGGCGUGCAGGCCAUCGUCGCUUUCUCCGCUGUCGGGAGCUUGAGGGAGGAGAUCAGGCCGUGAGUCUGUUUGUAAGAUCGGGAGGAUGGUCGACCCGCGUUUCGGAAUGCUGACGAUCCCGCUCUGGUUGGCUCGCAAUUCCCUAGUGGAGAUUUGGUCGUGCCCGAUCAGAUCAUCGACCGAACCAAGGUCCGGUUCCCGUUUUUCGUCCUUCCUUGACUACUUCAUCUGACUCUUUCCUCCCUUCCAUAUCCCUCCAGGGCAUUCGUCCUUCAACCUUCUUCGACUCGUCUCUAGUCGGCCACGCCAUGUUCGGCGAACCCUUCUCCGUGACCCUGUCCCAAUUCCUCCUCCCCCACAUCCAAACCGCGCUCGACUCGUUCUCUUCGAACGUCCAAGACGGUGAUUCGAAACCACGUCUACACUCUGAAAAGACCUUGAUCGUGAUGGAAGGUCCACAAUUCUCUACUAGGGCAGAGAGUAACGUUUAUCGCAUGUGGGGUGGGGAUAUCAUCAACAUGUCGACGAUCCCCGAGGCGAAAUUGGCGAGGGAGGCAGAGUUGAAGUGAGUGGAUUGAGAGUGUUCUUCUUCUGUGUGGAACUUGCAAAAGUGGGUGAAACGGCGGUCCCAUUGAUCCUUGUUAUUUACUCUCAUAUAGUUACGCGCUCGUUUGUACGUCGACGGAUUAUGACGCUUGGCGCGUAGGUCACGCACCCGUCACCGUUGAAGAAGUGAUGAAAACGCUUUCGAACAACGCCUCGUUGAGCAAACAUAUCACCGCCGAGAUCUUGGGAAAAGUUCAUGAUGCUUUGAGUAAAGGCGAGAUCGAGAGUGCCAGGGGAGGGAUGAAGUGGAGCUUGAUGACGAGGCAUGAGUUCGUCAAGCAGGAGGAUUUGGAUAGGUAUAGGUAUAUCUUGCCGGAGUAUUUUGGAGGGGAGGGGGAGGCGGAGGCGAAGAAUUAG